Molecule: messenger RNA, 1825 nt
Organism: Hydractinia symbiolongicarpus
Lineage: Eukaryota; Metazoa; Cnidaria; Hydrozoa; Anthoathecata; Hydractiniidae
Product: mucin-2-like
Exons: 5
Coding region: 261-1646 (461 amino acids)
Source: RefSeq, a predicted model, not a curated record
AUAAAGGUUAAAGUUAUUAAAUACUACAAAACUAACCUUAUCACUAUCUCGGCCAGCGCAUAUUAUAUUUAUGCGACACAACGAGUUAUACGAUUCUUCCCGCUACCUUUUUAAAAUAAGGGACCCUGUGGCGACGUUAGUUUGAAUUGGUUACAUUUAUAUGUGGAGGAGGGUCAAAACAAAACAAAAACUACAUGUGCAAUCUGUACUCAAAACUGGAAGUGACAAUCAUCAGGAAGAAGUGAUUUAGUUGCAGAAACAUGUGGCUAAAGAUAUUUACUUUGUCAAUGCUGCUUUCUGCAAAUUUAGUCGUACAGAUCAAGGCAAAUGAAUUCAAGGUGUCAGGAAAACUUGUCUUUCCAAAAGAUGGAGUGUACACACACAUUCCUGCCAAUAGCUGCUUUGUGGUGAAAGUGGUUGAAUAUAUACUGUGUGAUGGUCAAUGUGACGCUCCUCGCCUCAGUGGAAAAUCUAUUACCCACAAUGUUACUUUUUCAAGUAACAUAUUUGAAUAUGAAGUCACAUGUGAACAUCUAAUGUUGCCAUAUAUUCUCAGUUCCCGAUUGCACAUUGGAUGGUGUCCAAGUCCAGAUUACAAAGGUGCAUAUAUUAAGAAAGGAGACUACGAAAAUGAAUUUCUUUACCCUCUCCCGAUUAGAGGGAAGGAAACUGAGUUUAAUGCAAAAGACAUGAAAAUGAUACCAUAUGAUUCAUUAGGUCUGUGUGGAACCAAACAAUGUGAUUUAAAAUCUGAGUCAUGUCAAAUAAAUGACAAUGGUAAAGCGAAUUGUCAAUGUAACGAUCAGGGUGGAUGUAGAACAACAACUACCACAGCAAUACCGACAACUACAACAACACCACCAACAACAACCACCACAACAACACCAACAACCACCACCACAACAAAACCAACAACCACCACAACAACACCAACAACUACCACCACGACAACACCAACAACUACCACCACAACACCAACAACUACCACCACAACAGCACCAACAACUACCACCACGACAACACCAACAACUACCACCACAACACCAACAGCCACCACCACCACAACACCAACAACCACCACCACAACACCAACAACCACCACCACAACACCAACAACCACCACCACAACACCAACAACCACCACCACAACAACAACAACAACAACUACCACCACAACACCAAAAACUACUACCACGACAACACCAACAACUACCACAACAACACCAACAACCACCACCACAACAACACCAACAACCACCACCACAACAACAACACCAACAACUACCACCACAACACCAACAACUACCACCACCAGAACACCAACAACUACCACAACAACAUCAACAACUACCACGACAACACCAUCAACAACUACCACGACAACACCAUCAACAACUACCACAACAACAACAACACCAACAACUACCACCACCAGAACACCAACAAGUACCACAACAACAUCAACAACUACCACGACAACACCAUCAAAAAGUACCACAACAUCACCAACAACAACACAAAGCACAAAAACUUUCUCUCAACCAAAGACAAAUUUUACAGAUAAUACCAUAGAGAUCGCGCCUAGUAUGAAGACAACGCCUAAAGCAGCAUCUGGAACAUCUCCAGGCUCAGUUGGAACACGAUGAUUUGUGCAUAGUAUUGUUUUAAAAAAAAUGAUAGCAGAUGCACCUAGUCACAAAAUUCUUUAAUAUAGUAUAUUGUGUCUUCUACGUUUAUAAACAAUUGUAUAAACUAUUUUACUACUAUACAGGAUUGUUUUUAAUUUUGAGAAGUAGUGAUCUUUGUAGGCGUUAUAAAUCACUAA